This is a messenger RNA of Esox lucius (northern pike), 3655 nucleotides long. Its product is annotated as UDP-glucuronosyltransferase. The record is from RefSeq and is a predicted model, not a curated record. Gene Ontology annotation, molecular function: UDP-glycosyltransferase activity. NCBI's taxonomy places the organism in Eukaryota, Metazoa, Chordata, Actinopteri, Esociformes, Esocidae. The coding region runs from base 377 to 1999 and encodes 540 amino acids. The transcript has 6 exons.
CCUACUAACAAAACAACUGAGAGAAUGACAGAGACAAGUACAUUAUAACGUAUUGUAGGUCUAUCAGCAGGCUAAGAUUCUUUUUAUAGACAAAAGUAGUUGAGUUGACACCCAGGAUCUAGUUAAUAUUGACACCCAGAAUACACUAAGCUACUUUUUCCUAUCAGGAAUCAUUAACCACUAGCCUGUAGAUAGACUUUAGUACAUAGGAAGGACUGGCUGGGGUUAUGAAAUAGCGUGCCCUGCACAGACAGAUUCACACUAGGCAAGGAAACACACAUCCACACACAGAAAAGAAGACCCAGAUAGUAAGGAAACAACAACGAAACAAGAAGGCCAAGAAGAAAAAAGUAAAGAGGAAGAGAUUCAGAGAGGCAUGGGCUGGAGGGAUAGUGCUGUUGGGCCGAGGUUGAGACUGUUGAUGUGGCCAGGAUUGUGUCUGCUGGGCCUGCUUUGCUGCCUGACCCUGGAUCCAAGGCCUGUCCAGGGGGACAAGGUCCUGGUGAUGCCUGUCGACGGGAGCCACUGGCUCAGCAUGAAGCUGCUGGUGAAGGAACUGGCAGCCAGGGGACAUGAAAUGGUGGUCCUGGUGCCUGAUGCAUCCAUUCUCAUCCAGGAUUCUGACUACUACAGGGCUGAGACCUUCAAGGUCCCCUACACCAAAGCCCAGCUGGUUGAGGAUGUCAACAAACUUAAGGACAAAAUAUUCCUCAAAGCCCCGGCGAUAACAGAUCUAUUUGUGAACAUACAGGGCCUAGUUAACUGGACUUCCUUGCAGGUGAAAGGCUGCGAGGGUCUGCUGUAUGACAAGCCGCUGAUGCAGCGCCUCAAAGGAGAAGGGUUCCAGUUGAUGCUAACAGACCCCUUCCUGCCUUGUGGAUCCAUCGUCGCUGAGUCCUUCAACAUCCCAGCAGUCUAUUUUCUGAGGGGCAUUCCUUGUGGGCUAGAUGACAUGGCUACCCAGUGUCCCACACCCCCGUCCUAUGUCCCACGCUUGUUCUCUGGCAACAGUGACCACAUGGACUUCCUAGGGAGGGUUAAGAACAUGAUCAUGUACAUUGUGGAGAGCUACCUCUGCAGGGUAAUGUUUGCCAGCUUUGAUGAGCUGACCAGUAGAUACCUGGAACAAGACAUGACAUACAAGGAGCUGUUGGGUCACGGGGCAAUCUGGCUGCUGAGAUAUGACUACACCUUUGAAUAUCCCAAACCCAGGAUGCCCAACAUGGUCAACAUAGGAGGCAUCAACUGUGGCCAAAGAGGACCACUGCCAAAGGACCUGCAGGAGUUUGUAGAUGAGUCAGGAGAGGAUGGUUUCGUGGUCUUUACUCUGGGCUCCGUGGUCUCCCAGAUGCCAGAGGACAAAGCAAAGCAGUUCUUUGAUGCCUUCAGCCGGAUCCCUCAGAGAGUUGUGUGGAGGUACACAGGUGUCGUCCCUGACAACGCUCCAGCCAACGUCAGAGUGAUGAAGUGGAUUCCUCAGAAUGAGCUGCUGGGCCAUCCUAAAGUCAAGGUCUUCAUGACCCAUGGAGGAACCCACGGUAUCUAUGAGGGUAUAUGUAAUGCUGUUCCCAUGGUGAUGCUGCCGUUGUUUGGUGACCAGGGGGACAAUGUACUUCGCAUGGCAGUGAGGGGUGUAGGAGAGGUGCUCAGUGUUUUCGAUAUCACCUCAGAUAAACUGGUGGAGACCCUGAACAAGGUCAUCAACAACUCAAGUUACAAGGAGAAAAUGUUGAAGUUGUCAGCGGUGCAUAAAGACCGACCCAUGGAGCCACUGGAUCUGGCCGUGUUCUGGACGGAGUUUGUGAUGCGCCACCGCGGAGCAGAACACCUGAGACCCGCUGCUCACUACCUCAACUGGAUCCAGUACCACAGUUUGGACGUAAUCCUUCUGCUACUCACCAUAGCGAUCACUGUUGUCGUGGGGACCGUUACAUGCUGCAAAGUCUGUUUCCACAAGUGCUGCAGAGAGAGGAAGACUAUGAAGAAGAAGAGGGAAUGAAUGCAUGUAUAUGAAUGCAAUGUGAACGAAUGAAUGUAAUGUGAAUGAAUGAAUGUAAUGUGAAUUAAUUAAUAUAAUGUGAAUGAAUGAAUAUAAUGUGAAUGAAUGAAUGUAAUGUGAAUGAAUGCAUGUGCCAUUAACUCUAGGUGAAGAUUCAAUUCAAACCCUGUGGUAAAGUGAUGUUUAAUAAAAGUUUCCUGUGUUUGCGAAGAUUGUAUUAGGGUUAGGGUAAACCAAAGAUAAGUGUCUAACCCUAACACCACAGAGAUAAAUAGAUAUCUAACCCUAACACCACAGAGAUAAAUAGAUAUCAACCCCUAAUACCACAGAGAUAAAUAGAUAGAUGUCUAACCCUAUCACCACAGAGAGAAAUAAAUGUCUAACCCUAACACCACAGAGAUAGAUAUCUAACCCUAACACCACAGAGAUAGAUAGAUGUCUGACCCUAUCACCACAGAGAGAAAUAAAUGUCUAACCCUAACACCACAGAGAUAAAUAAAUGUCUAACCCUAAAACCACAGAGAUAAAUAAAUGUCUAACCCUAACACCAAAGAGAUAGAUAGAUGUCUAACCCUAUCACCACAGAGAGAAAUAAAUGUCUAACCCUAACACCACAGAGAUAGAUAUCUAACCCUAACACCACAGAGAUAGAUAGAUGUCUAACCCUAUCACCACAGAGAGAAAUAAAUGUCUAACCCUAACACCACAGAGAUAAAUAAAUGUCUAACCCUAAAACCACAGAGAUAAAUAAAUGUCUAACCCUAAGACCAAAGAGAUAAAUAAAUGUCUAACCAUAACACCAAAGAGAUAAAUAAAUGUCUAACCCGAACACCAAAGAGAUAAAUAGAUGUCUAACCCCAUCACCACAGAGAUGAAUAGAUGCCUAACCCCAACACCACAGACAUAAAUAGAUAUCUAACCCCAACACCACAGAGAUGAAUAGAUAUCUAACCCUAACACCACAGACAUAAAUAGAUAUCUAACCCCAACACCACAGACAUAAAUAGAUAUCUAACCCUAACACCACAGACAUAAAUAGAUAUCUAACCCUAACACCACAGACAUAAAUAGAUAUCUAACCCCAACACCACAAACAUAAAUAGAUAUCUAACCCUAACACCACAGACAUAAAUAGAUAUCUAACCCCAACACCACAGACAUAAAUAGAUAUCUAACCCUAACACCACAGACAUAAAUAGAUAUCUAACCCUAACACCACAGACAUAAAUAGAUAUCUAACCCCAACACCACAAACAUAAAUAGAUAUCUAACCCUAACACCACAGAGAUAAAUAGAUAUCUAACCAUAACACCACAGACAUAAAUAUAUAUCUAACCCCAACACCACAGACAUAAAUAGAUAUCUAACCCUAACACCACAGAGAUAAAUCGAUACUUGUGUGUGGUAACCGUUGCAAAUGAUGGCUCAAUUUAAAUGUAGGAUAAAAUGUCCAACACCCUCCACAUGCUGCGGAUUGAAAUCCAGCUCUAGGCUUUAGGUUCAAGUCGAAAGGGUAUUUCUACUGCCCCCACUUGGCCCUGAGUCUAAACCACAUAGAGUACAUCUGGAACUUCAUUAGGAAAUACACUCACCUAAAGGAUUAUUAGGAACACCUGUUCAAUUUCUCAUUAAUGCAAUUAUCUAAUCAACCAAUCA